Molecule: messenger RNA, 1422 nt
Organism: Penicillium cataractarum
Lineage: Eukaryota; Fungi; Ascomycota; Eurotiomycetes; Eurotiales; Aspergillaceae
Exons: 5
Coding region: 1-1422 (473 amino acids)
Molecular function (GO): oxidoreductase activity, acting on the aldehyde or oxo group of donors, NAD or NADP as acceptor
Source: RefSeq, a predicted model, not a curated record
AUGGAGCUUGCCCGCAUUCUCGCCGCUAAUAUCGACGGCCGCACUCAGAACACGCGGUACCGCCAAGCGCAGUUCCAUCGUCUGCAGGCUGUGCUUGUUGAGCACAUUGCUGAGAUUCAGGAUGCGAUUCGAGCAGACUCGGGACAUACCCAGCAGGAGAUUCGUGCAGAGGUAGUCCUGGCGCUGCAAGAGCUGCGAACACACUAUACAUCCCUGAGCUUGAAGAAGGAUUUGGAGGUCGAGUAUCGCAUUGCAAAUGGAAAAGACAAUGCGGAGAACGUGCAAGGUGCUGGUAUUGUGUAUAUCGUGCCGUCCACGCAUACUCUGUUCUUCUCGGUCAUUUCUGCGUUGACCGCAGCUUUGGCGGCCGGUAAUUGCAUCGUUUUGGAGCUCCCCCAGACGACCAUGGCCCUGCCAGCGUUUUUGCGCCAGAUCCUCCCCGAUGCCCUGGAUCACGACACCUUUGCGAUUACGAGCCAACGACCGGACAAGUCAUUCCUGGACAAGGCUCUGAUGGUUGUGCAGACGGGCGCAGAUGGAUCCCACGGACUCAUUUCACCCGCAACCUCGCGCAGUGUUGCUAUCGUGGAUCGCACCGGCAAGGUUUCCGAAGCUGCUCAGGCUCUGGUCGCGGCUCGUUUUGCGCUGGGUGGACGCUCACCAUACUGUCCCGAUGUUGUGCUGGUGAAUGAGUUUGCGAUGAAGCCAUUUAUCGAGGCCGUCAUUCAGCAUGCUUCGAAGUACCUUGCUGGUGAGAAUGGUGAAGCUAGACAGGUCUCCACGUCGCCGCGACGACCGGGUGUGCUUGACUCGAUUCACAAAGAUAGAACUGCCCGCGUUUUGGUAUCGGGCAGCAACUGGGGCGUGGUUGAGGUUCAGGAUCGCAACUCUCCCCUGUUGAAAAAGAAGAUCGAUGAAAAGGUGUUGCUUGUGCAUCCUGUCACCAGCUUGGAUGACGCUAUCGACGUCAAUUUCAAUGAGAACCUCGCUGCUGUUUAUGCCUUUGCUGCACCUGCUUCAGCCAAGUACCUCACUCAGUUUAUCGACGCUGACAUCUCCUGGGUGAACCACGUCCCCAGCCACAUGCUGAUUGGCCCUGCCCUUCCCCGCAACACUCCUUACAGCCCACAAACCCGCUACGCCACAUCGCAAUUCCAAAAGCCCCGACCCCAACUCAUCAACCCCUCUGCUACCGCCUACGCCACGCAUACAAUUCUUGAGAGCGAGAAUACUGUACGAUCUGACGCCCUUUGGCGUGAGGCAUUGGCACCUUUGCCCUCGACCAAACAGAGACCUGGAUUCAAGAUUGGAUUCUUCGAGCAAGGUAUCAUUACUGGCGUUAGUCUCACACUGAUCUCGCUCGUGGCGACAGUGUCGACGCUGGGAUACUAUACCUGGGCGUAUGUGAGGAUGCGCGGUUAA